GCAGGCAGGGCGCGCUUUCUCCCCUCCGACCUUUCGCUUCUCCCAUCCCCCGACGCGCUUCUCUCCUCACUGACCAGCCGCCCUUCUGUGUGUUUCUCUCUCUGUUCCCCCCCCCUUCGCCUCGCACCCGACGCCGCCCCCCCUCCUCUCCCUUCCGCAGUUCCUGAGGCGGCCCGGAGGAAGCGCGUCCGAGGCGGCGGCGGCGGCGAGCCCGAGGAGCGUCCGAGCCCCGUCCCGGAGCAGCCGGGCGGGCGGGAUGAAGAGGGGGCUCCCCCGGCCGCGGCCACGACGACGGCGGCGGCCCCACCAGCUAGGCCCCGCCGCGGCGCUGCCAUGGAAACGGGCGGCGACGGCGGCCGCCGAGGGACACAAAGGCUGCCGGAGCGGCGCUUGAGGCGCGAGCGGGCCGCGCCGCUGCUGAAGGAGGGAGCCGCCGCCGCCGCUGCCGCCGCCAUGGAGGUGGGAGGCGGCCCGAGCCAGGCGGCGGCUUCCCCGCCGCGCUACCGCCUGGUGGCCGAGAUCGGGCGCGGCGCCUACGGCGUGGUGUACGAGGCCGUGUCGGGCCGCAGCGGGGCCCGCCUGGCCGUCAAGCGCAUCCGCUGCGACGCGCCCGAGAACGUGGAGCUGGCGCUGGCCGAGUUCUGGGCCCUGACCAGCCUCCGCCGCCGACACCCCAACGUGGUGCGCUUCGAGGAGUGCGUCCUGCAGAGAGACGGCCUCGGGCAGCGCAUGAGCCACGGCAACAAGCAGAGCGCCCUCUACCUCCGCCUCGUCGAGACCUCCCUCAAAGGUGAGAGGAUCCUGGGCUAUGCUGAAGAACCUUGUUAUCUCUGGUUCGUCAUGGAGUACUGCGAAGGGGGAGACCUGAACCAGUACAUCCUUUCCCGCAGGCCGGACCCGGCCACCAACAAGAGUUUCAUGUUGCAGCUGACGAGCGCCAUUGCCUUCCUUCACAAGAACCACAUUGUGCACAGAGACCUGAAGCCGGACAACAUCCUCAUCACGGAGCAGUCGGGCGCUCCUGUCCUCAAGGUGGCAGACUUUGGGCUCAGCAAGGUGUGCGCCGGCUUGACUGCUCGAGGCAAGGACGGGGGGAACGAUAACAAAAAUGUGAAUGUGAACAAAUACUGGCUGUCUUCGGCUUGCGGCUCAGACUUCUACAUGGCUCCUGAGGUCUGGGAGGGGCACUACACUGCCAAGGCGGACAUCUUUGCCCUGGGCAUCAUCAUCUGGGCAAUGAUCGAGAGGAUAACGUUCAUCGAUGCCGAGACCAAGAAGGAGCUGCUGGGGACCUACAUCAAGCAGGGGACUGAGAUUGUGCCCGUCGGGGAGGCGCUGCUAGAAAACCCAAAGAUGGAGUUGCACAUCCCCCAGAAACGCAGGACUUCCAUGUCCGAGGGGAUCAAGCAGCUCUUGAAAGACAUGUUGGCUGCUAACCCGCAGGACCGACCCGAUGCCUUUGAGCUUGAAUCCAGGAUGGACCAGGUUACUUGUGCUGCUUAAACUCAGGUCAAAGUGUUGGUGUGCUUUGAAAACUGGGGGACCUACAAUCUCCACGACUUACAUGCAUAGAGGAAAACUGAGGAGGCUCCAGGCCGAUCACCGGGAUCUCUGGCGACGUUAAGCAUCGAUAUUCUUCUUAAAAGUCACAUGAGACACCUAAGAGGAGCAGGAGCUGUUGUAACCCAUUUCAUUAUUGAGACUCUUAAAAGUUUAUCAAAUUUAUGUUCCCUCCUUCCUCUCCCCUUGUUCCCUUUCCCCUUCCCAUCCCUUCUGCUCACUCAGCUUUGCUGACCAACUAAAUCUGUGCACAUACUUCUGGAGAAUUCCUUUUUUACCUAAACAAAAUACGGGGUUGGGAUAUGCAAAACAGUUUUUUCUACUGCUGCUAAACACCAGAACUCUGGGUCCAAGAUCUGUUUUCCUUAGUGUUUGUUUUUAGCUGGAAGAGAUUCAGAAGGGAUGUUGGGAUGCCUAGAGCUGAACGCAAGUUGUCAACUCUAGAGGUUGCUGCUGAUUUGGGGAACAAAAGGCAAGCUGGGAUAAACCUUUCUCCUUCUCCCUUUCCUAAAAGUGCUCUUCACCAGUGGAACUUGGCAAUAAGAAGUCAUGAUUACAAGAAUAAACUCUUUCCUUUUUUACGUGGCCACAGGACUACAAGCAGUGUGGUGCCUGAGAAACACCUGCAGUUUUGCAUGCCAAAUUUCACAGGUCAAGAACAUAGUAGUAUUUGGGGGGGGGUGAAGAGAGCCCACACAUGGGCAGGUGUUUUUUCUGCCCUUGAAAAGUCCACCAAUGGGUUUGGUGGCUUGCUUGGCUACUUAAAUGACCGUGAGAGCCUGGACACAUCAAACUGAUCCCUUAACUUUGGGCUCAUUUUGGCUACUUUGGCUUGGUCGAUCUUGCCCAGAACUGCCUUGGUGUAAAGAGAGUGUGUAUUAAGCAUAGCCCAGCUUGCCCUUGGGGCUUGUUUGUGCGAGCAAAUACCUGUACAUAAACCCACUCAAACUCACACUUAAUACCCUCCUGCAGUCCUCUGGUUUGAAACACUCUUAACUCUUCCAAAUAUCCCAUUUCCUAGCUGGCAUUCCAGCAAUUGUUCUUUAGCUGAUCUCUUCCAGCGAUGAGCGGGCCUUUACACUAAACUUACCAGCUGCGCAGAGGGAGGUUCUAAUCCUGUCCAUCUCUUCUUCCGUCGGUCUUGAUUGGCAAUGGUGCUACUACUUUGGGGAUGAGGCUGUUUCUUCCAGGCGCUGUCCAGACCCAUGGAAGUGAAGGGAGCGGCUUUGCCAAGCCAGCGCAAUUCGGUUAACACUUGUUGGCAGUCCACUUGCUGGGUUGCCCGCAUACCUCCACACUACUACUGAGGCUGGUGGCUGUGGCCGUGGCCAGGACUGGUGAGACUCUGGAGGGGAUGCUGUGCUGUUUACUCUGCAGCUCUUGGAAGGCCAGGAAAGAAGUCUCUGCUCUGCGUCCUGCCUUGCUCUUUGCAUUCCCUUUCUUUCUGGGAUGUGGGCAGCCACAACCAGGACAAAAAUCAACCAGAUUCUUCCCUGGAUUUGUGGCUGAGAAGGCUUGCCUGCUUAUUUCAAGGCCUACCAUUUGCAAGUCCUGGUCUCAACUGGAUUUCCUAACGCUGGGGAUCAAUUUGUGCUGAACUUCCUUGGCGCACUACCCAGAAAAACCCUCAUUUAAUUAACUGUCAAGAAAUCUCGGUGUAGGCUAUAGACUUUUUGCUCUUGAUCUAAGCCACAACCUCUCUGUCUGUCUCUCUCUCUCUGUCUCUUGUCCCUUCAGUGAUUCCCUUAAAGUGAAAAUGAUUCACCUUGGCUGGCCCAGAACAGGGUUGAGGAACCUUUGGCCCUCCAGAGAUUGUUGCAAUUCCUAUAAUCCCUGACCACUGGCCAUGCCACUUGGGGCUAAUCUACCAGUUUCCUUGCUGCUGAACUAGAAGGCUCCAGGUGAUGCACAGGUCUUGCUCCUCCUAACCAGGAAUAUAUUUCAACCAGUUAGAACAAAGCAACUUGAAGUAGGUGAGUCAACCAUAGAACAGCCAGAGUCUCAUAACGGCAUUCUCUGGCUCAGCAAUUCGCCCUCUGUUGCUGUUCCACACAACCGUGCUCAUGGCCAGAACAGCAAGAUGUCUUGAUGAGGAGAAACAGUCUGUCGAGAAGAUUCACCAAGGGUUGCUUUGAGUUUGCAACUCGGCUAGCUGGCAAGUUUUGAAACCAUGAGAUCAGUGAGCUCCUUAGGCUUAACCCUUUCAUAUUUCUGAAUGCUAGCAAGAUAGGCGGUUUCCCUUCCUCUUCUCCAGAGCAUCUGUGUGUAGCUGUCUUUGUCGGAGUAGAUUAGUCCUUGCUUCUCACUCCUGCGCCUUUGAGGCAGGGAGGAACCCACAGGAGCAGAUGCGUGACCCAGACCCUGGGAUAAGCUCUGCAAGCAAAUGCCAACCCGUAGCCCAGUUCAUCCUCGCUGCUUCUGGGACUUCAGGCACACAUGCCCCUCUCGUGCUCACGCUGCAGUAAAUGCUUGUGGUUUUGUGGUGGUAGCUUGACCAUAGUGCCUUUAUUUGGAGGGGUGGGGCUUGAAGGAGUCUUGCAGGGGCAGCAUUAGGCCAAGGAAUGAGUUUUCCCCUUCUCACUUGCAUUCCAUUGUUCCCCCCAAAAUGUCGUCUCUUCCCUCUUAUUCUCUGGGGCAGCUUCGUUCGGUUGCCCACUGAAUACAGCUAAAUCUCUUUGGAAAGACCUUAAAUGUUUUUGCAUUGUCCUUGUGAAUCUGCAACAAACUUUUAUGGGCAGGGUGGGAGAUCUGCAAGAUGGCAUCUGAAUGAGAGCAGCGUUCCUUCUUUGAAAGAGCAGGCACACACGCAAGUUUCUCUUGAGGAGGCCACCUGCCCGAUGAGCUGCCCCCAUUUCUGGAUGCUGUCCCGUUUACAGUUGUUUGUGUGAAUACACCGAUCCUUGGAGUCCCAUACUGUAGCCUGGUGUUUCGUCUCCCAACUUCACUCCUAUAGGGAUGGGUGGCAGGAAUCCUUCAUCCUUGGAUGAAUUUAGUAUGGGGAUUGCCAGCUUAUUCCUGAGGAAUGUGAAAUAUCACUGAAGGUCCACGUCACAGUUGUUUUGGAGGGGUUUGACUGACACCACUUUCAUGCGUCGUGUGUAUGACUUUACAUUAAAACUGUUUACAUCCAUGUCGUUCGAAGCUGGCGGUGUGGGCUCAGACCUGCCAGACAUUGUCUUGUAUGGGUGCGGGAAGCGACAGCAGACGGCCUGAGGGGGGAAUUUCACAACUGGCUUCCAAAGUCCCUGACCACUACAACCACCUCCUCCCUUUCCUUGGCUCUUCCUGUGUGUUGCAGGCAUAGCAGACCCAGCCACAAAAUUAGCAACAUUGCUUCUUUUAGUAAUCUCUUUGCAAGCACACAGCGGGUGCUGUCACCUUCUGUACCAGAGUGGGCCACGGUGAAGUUGGGAUGGAGGAUGAGGACAGGGUGACUCCUAACCUCACCACAGGGUACAACUGUCCCAGGGGCUACUGCUGAGCAGUUUGUUGCAGCACUCCUGAGACUUAUGGCUGCCACCUUCUUGCAGGCUAUUUUGGAUGUCCUUUUCAGGGACAGCACCGUUGGUAGAACCAGGGCAUGAAAUUUUGGGCUAUAAUGGCACUGCCCCAUCAAAAAGUCUCCUCCUGUGUUGCUCAUGUCAUGCUCCUGCGUGAAGCCCCUGGGCAAGCAGGCCGUGAUAGUCCUCACCAGCCUUUCGUGGUUUGGUUGGAUGACAAUCCUUAGGGAAGAUUUGGCCAGUGAUAUUUGAUGCCCCGGGCGCUUCCAUGCUUCCAGUGCUGCUCCUUGAGAAUUAAAUGCCGCAGGAAACCCACCAGUUUCUCUUAAGCUAACGUGGCUGUUCUCCUGGCAACGUUGCUCCCUUUUCUCCCCCUCCAGUAUCUCCCUGAACCUUGUUUUUCUUCCAUGGCAGAGGUCAAGGGGAAUCAGUAUACUUAAGGGGCCCCUCUUUCUCCUCCUCCUCCUUCUGCUGCUGCUGUUUUCAGGAUUGAGGUGCUAAUAAUGGGUGGCAAUUGUCUUCCCUUUCCCCUGGCGCUUUGGUUCCGUCAGGAUCCCACUCAGACAUCUCCAAACACUGUCAAGAGUAGAGCAAUAAACAUCCUCCACUCCUGGUGGGAGAGAGAACGCAGUCUCUGUGAAUUCCUUGUCUUUCUCCCCCUCUCUCCAUAUAUGCAGUUGUCUAGUCCAGAUUUAACCUUGCUGAGUUUCACUCUAGCACAGCUUACAGUUUAAGCCAAGGGGUAUUUUUUACCUGGGCUGCACCUGGCUUCUCCUUUCAACAGAAACACAUCUCUGAAGCAAACGCACCUAAGAGACAGGAUUGCUCUUCCAUUUAAACAGACUUGCACCCCUUCUAUCAGAGGUUGUAUGUGGAAGGGCAGAAGCACAACGAGGGACUUAAAUUCCCGCUCUCCGAAGUAGACCUCUACCAUCCACCUUUGGCUUGGGACAGAGGCUGUUGGACCUCCCUCUUGUGACAUAUGUCACCGUCUGUUGCUUCCCCAGUCUCAGUGUUUCUCAAACUUUGGGUCUCCGGCUGUUGUUGGACUACAAAUCCCAUCAUCCCUGACCACUGGUCCUGCUAGCUUGGGGUGAUGAGAGUAGUAGUCCCAACAACAGCCGGAGACCAAAGUUUGAGAAACGCUUUCCUAUUUACUUGAGUCCAAGGUACCUAACUGAGGGUGGGUGACCAAUUACCCUGGAAGCUGCUUUCUGGGUGCCCAGUGCCAUGUGUCCACUCAGCUUGGACCACUUCCUUGGCAUGAGUCUUUAUCCGGACGUCCCAACGCCAGCAGCAGCUUUCCGCUGACCGGAAUGACUGUUGCAGAAAGCUGCCCAGAGCUACUAUCUGGGUUGCUUUUCUCCAAGGCGUUUUUAAGUCAUGGGACGCCAGUGCUUGAUCGGCAAGAUGGAAAAGCCACCUCACCCCUCCUUGCUUGGGUGUGUUUCUCUGCUGUAGAGCUUCCCUAGUUGCAAGGAAGCCGAGUCGAAGGAGAAAGCGGGAUGCAUGCAUCAAAGUCACAGCUUCUCGCUCAGGUGGUCACUCUGUGUUUAGCUGUACCGGUUAAGAGUGUAGGUGAGGUCUCAUAUAUAGAAGUCACUUGUUUUCUUAACAAAAAAAAACCACCACAUAGGAAACUGGCAUCAAGAAGAUUUAGCCGCCUCUCUGCUCUACACCAAGUUUUCUGAGCAGAGGGCUGGAGGAGCACCCCAUUAUGAACCACCACCACCCCAAAACACAUCCACACACACUUGCAGUCUGAAAUGACACAGCAAAGGUAGCCCACCUUGGUCUGAACUGGCCAUAGUCCAGCCUUCCCUCCCCCUGCCUCCAACCUCAUCCCUUUCUCUCUCCCCUUUUUUUUCCGUUUGGUCCACUUGCGAGUUUGGCCCACCUUAAGCUUGACUGGACACGGGUCUUCUUAAACCUGGAAAACCUGCACACACAAGGGAAAGGCUUAAACCCAGACUCCAAAACACAGUUUCCAAUUUUGCAAUUUCUCAUUUUUCUUUGCACAGAAGCUGGUAACCUAGGACCUGUGUGCGCGCGUGCGUGUGUGUGAACAACUUUAUAUGUUGUUGGUUGUUGUUUUUUUUAAGCUAUUUGGUUUACUUGGGUUGGUGUGCGACCUUGUAUUUAAGUUUCUUGAACACUGUGGAAACCCUGAUUGUGUAUGAAUGGCAGCGGUUUUGUAAAUUAAAGAAACGUUUGUGUGAAUAAACGUAGAGGAUGGGGUUGAAAAGCCAUACCCAGUUUUGAGAUGAA
Molecule: messenger RNA, 7328 nt
Organism: Podarcis muralis (Common wall lizard)
Lineage: Eukaryota; Metazoa; Chordata; Lepidosauria; Squamata; Lacertidae
Product: serine/threonine-protein kinase 35
Biological process (GO): protein phosphorylation; negative regulation of G2/MI transition of meiotic cell cycle
Cellular component (GO): nucleus; cytoplasm
Molecular function (GO): protein kinase activity; ATP binding
Source: RefSeq, a predicted model, not a curated record